GUCGUCACUGCUGCGACACUUGCGGUGUGUUAGCUGUUAGCUGCGUUAGCUCCGUGGACCGUCGCGUUUGUCCCGAGUAAAGCCGAAUAAAGCCGCUCUGUCCCGGUCACACGCACCAUGGCCGCCGCGGGGACCCAGAGGAAGCGCCUCCUGAAGGACGAAGACAUGACCAAGGUGGAGUUUGAGACGAGCGAAGAGGUGGACGUGACCCCCACCUUCGACACCAUGGGCCUGAGAGAGGACCUGCUGCGCGGCAUCUACGCCUACGGUUUUGAGAAACCGUCUGCGAUCCAACAACGAGCCAUAAAACAAAUCAUCAAAGGACGAGACGUCAUCGCACAGUCUCAGUCUGGAACUGGAAAAACCGCCACGUUCUGCAUCUCCGUCCUGCAGUGUCUCGACAUCCAGGUGAGGGAGACCCAGGCUCUGAUCAUGGGUCCGACACGGGAGCUGGCGGGGCAGAUCCAGAAGGUUCUGUUGGCUCUGGGAGACUACAUGAACGUUCAGUGUCACGCCUGCAUCGGCGGCACCAACGUGGGCGAGGACAUCCGCAAACUGGACUACGGCCAACACGUGGUCGCCGGAACGCCAGGGAGAGUGUUCGACAUGAUCCGGCGCCGCAGCCUCAGGACCAGAGCCAUAAAGAUGUUGGUGCUGGACGAAGCCGACGAGAUGCUCAACAAAGGUUUUAAGGAGCAGAUCUAUGACGUGUACCGGUAUCUUCCUCCUGCGACUCAGGUGGUUCUGAUCAGUGCGACUCUGCCCCACGAGAUCCUGGAGAUGACCAACAAAUUUAUGACUGACCCCAUCCGCAUCCUCGUCAAACGUGACGAGUUGACCCUGGAGGGCAUAAAGCAGUUCUUCGUGGCCGUGGAGAGAGAGGAGUGGAAGUUUGACACUCUGUGUGACCUUUACGACACGCUGACCAUCACCCAGGCCGUCAUCUUCUGCAACACCAAGAGAAAGGUGGACUGGCUGACGGAGAAGAUGCGUGAGGCGAACUUCACGGUGUCGUCGAUGCACGGAGACAUGCCCCAGAAGGAGAGAGAGUCCAUCAUGAAGGAGUUCAGAUCAGGAGCCAGUCGUGUUCUGAUCUCCACAGAUGUUUGGGCUCGAGGUCUCGACGUUCCUCAAGUUUCACUGAUCAUCAACUACGACCUCCCCAACAACCGAGAGCUGUACAUACACAGGAUUGGUCGUUCCGGUCGUUAUGGCAGAAAGGGCGUGGCCAUAAACUUUGUGAAAAACGACGACAUCAGAAUCCUGCGAGACAUCGAGCAGUACUACAGUACUCAGAUCGACGAGAUGCCCAUGAACGUGGCCGACCUGAUCUGACCCCUGACCCCUGUGGGCGGAGUCUGUGUGAAGUGGGCGUGGCCUGUGGGCGGAGUUGUUGGGGCGGAGUCUUGUGGUGUGGGCGUGGCCUGUGGGCGGUGUCAUUGUGGAGUUCUGUUUCUAAAUGUUUCUUUUUAUUUCUAUUUUAAACUUUUAUUUGAACAGAAAUGUUUUGUAAAUAAAGCCUCAGUUUGAAGCA
This is a messenger RNA of Boleophthalmus pectinirostris (great blue-spotted mudskipper), 1534 nucleotides long. RefSeq names its product eukaryotic translation initiation factor 4A3 (gene eif4a3). Gene Ontology annotation, molecular function: ATP binding; RNA helicase activity; mRNA binding. The transcript has 11 exons. The record is from RefSeq and is a predicted model, not a curated record. NCBI's taxonomy places the organism in Eukaryota, Metazoa, Chordata, Actinopteri, Gobiiformes, Gobiidae. The coding region runs from base 118 to 1335 and encodes 405 amino acids. Gene Ontology annotation, cellular component: catalytic step 2 spliceosome; nucleolus.